AUGUUUGGGAGCCAAGAUCACCCGACUGGAAACAUCACUGGGUUUAAAGUGGGAAGUUUUGAAGAAGAAAUGGAUCCUGUUCGUUCUUGGGUGCGGAAUGUCGGCGUUAUUGACGCAAACAUAGCGGCGCAGAGUGGAGUGGCCUUAUCCCGUGCUCACUUUGAAAAGCAACCUCCCUCCAAUCUCCGAAAGUCCAACUUCUUCCAUUUUGUUCUGGCGCUCUAUGACCGCAAUGGGCAGGCCGUGGAAGUGGAGAGGACAGUGUUUGUUGGCUUCGUGGAGCAGGACAAGACGGGGGAAAAGACCAAUAAUGGAACUCACUACAAACUCCAGCUCCUCUACAGUAAUGGUGUUCGCACAGAACAAGACCUUUAUGCACGUCUCAUUGAUUCUGUCACUAAACAGCCCAUAUCGUAUGAGGGACAGAACAAGAAUCCAGAAAUGUGCCGUGUUCUGCUAACUCAUGAGGUCAUGUGCAGAUUUUUCUUGAAGUUUUUCCUAAAGUGCAAUCAAAAUUGUCUGAAGACAGCAGGGAACCCCCGAGACAUGAGAAGAUUUCAGGUGGUUCUGUCCACUACAGUCAGUGUGGACGGUCCCGUCCUAGCCAUUUCUGACAACAUGUUUGUGCACAACAACUCCAAACACGGACGCCGCUCUCGUAGAACGGAUUCGAACGAGAUGGUGGAGACUUGCAUGGAAUAUGCUGCUCCCUGUAUCAAAGCCAUCAGCCCCAGUGAAGGCUGGACUACAGGCGGGGCUAUGGUGAUUGUGAUCGGGGAAAACUUCUUCGACGGUCUGCAGGUGGUGUUCGGGAGCAUGCUAGUGUGGAGCGAGUUAAUCACUCCUCAUGCAAUCCGAGUUCAAACUCCUCCUCGACACAUUCCAGGGGUUAUAGAAGUCACACUGUCUUACAAAUCUAAGCAGUUCUGUAAAGGAACCCCGGGCCGCUUCAUUUAUACAGCGCUGAAUGAGCCAACUAUUGACUACGGCUUCCAGAGACUUCAAAAGCUGAUUCCUCGACAUCCUGGUGACCCCGAAAAAUUGGCAAAGGAAAUGUUACUUAAAAGAGCAGCAGAAGUUGUUGAAUCACUCUAUGGAAAUACCACCAGCAAUCAGGACAUGUUGCUGAAACGGGCUGCAGAUAUAUCCGAGGCUUUGUACAGCGUGCCACGACCUCACAGUCAGCUGCAGGCCAUGCCGAGUUCCCCGGUCCAUGGCAGCGUCAUGGGCCUCAGCUCUUAUCCCACACAGCUGGCUGUAAGCAUUGGAGAACCUGGGCAAACCAGCAGCCAAGGUUACACCCGCAACCCAAGCGGUUUGUCCCUGCGGGGCUACCCUUCAGCAUCGACCCCUCAGCAGUCCUGCUAUGGAUCCAAUGGAGGCAUGAAUGUGAGUUACGGGGCAGUGCCCAUGAGUAGUCUGGGUGUUUCAGGCUCACCUGGCUUUAACAGUGCCUCCCCAAACAGCUCUCCUUAUGCUAUCAUGCCCUCUAGCCCCACUGUACCAGGCUCCAGUUCCUCAUCCUCCCUCUUGUCCUUCACAUCUUUCCCAUCCUCGACCAAACAAAAAAGUGCCUUUGCUCCUGUCCUGAGACCACAGGGUUCUCCAUCACCUGUCUGCCACACCUCAGGAGGCCCCAGCUUUAGAGCAAUGACAGGCCUUGUGGUUCCCCCAAUGUAGAAGAUGAGCCUUUCCAGUCAUAAGCUCUACAGUCUGAACUAGACUGACACCAACGUUGUCUCCGUGAAAAAGAUACAGUUG
This is a messenger RNA of Sinocyclocheilus anshuiensis, 1761 nucleotides long. Its product is annotated as transcription factor COE2-like. The transcript is spliced from 15 exons. Gene Ontology annotation, biological process: regulation of DNA-templated transcription. Bases 1 to 1680 code for a protein of 559 amino acids. NCBI's taxonomy places the organism in Eukaryota, Metazoa, Chordata, Actinopteri, Cypriniformes, Cyprinidae. The record is from RefSeq and is a predicted model, not a curated record. Gene Ontology annotation, molecular function: DNA-binding transcription factor activity; DNA binding.